CACUCGCCCCUAGCAAUAAUCUGCUUCUACCUCUCGAUCGCUUCCCAGUUGCCUCCGCUCACCACUCGCUUCUCUCUGCCAGAGUGCAAGUGCUCUCUCCCUCGCACACUACACACACAGUAACAACACUCCCCGGAGUUUCACCAGCUAGCUAGCUCCCGGUUUUAGCAGGCAUUAAAACCCUAUCCUUUCAGGUCUCUCUCACCUUUUCUUUUUCGUUCUCCGGCCGUUCACUCCUAUCUCCGUUUGCACGCUUGCUCUUGACCCGAGGUCGCACACGUACACUGCACAAAUAGGCGAGCCGCGAGAGAGGCUGAGGCAGAGACGACGAGGACGAAACGAUCCAGGGGCUGUAGCUUCCGAGCGCGGCUGGUGUCUCCGAGCAAGCUACUGCCGUCGUCGCCGCCGGAAAUAUGUCGUCGGGGCGACGUGGCAGGAUCAGCGACGACGAGAUCAACGAGCUCAUCUCCAAGCUCCAGGCGCUCCUCCCUGAGUCCUCACGCCGCCGGAACGCGAGCCGGUCGUCGGCGUCGAAGCUUCUCAAGGAGACGUGCGCCUACAUCAAGAGCCUGCACCGGGAGGUGGACGACCUCUCGGAACGGCUGUCGGGGCUCAUGUCGACCAUGGACAACGACAGCCCCCAGGCCGAGAUCAUCCGGAGCCUCCUCCGGUGACCCGGCCAUGCCGCCCAGGCGCGCGCGCGCGGGGCUGGCCCUCUUCGAUUCUGCCUGCCAUCUAGUAGCUAGCUGCAGCAGCCAGCGCAGCUGCACUGAAGACGACGACGACAACGCGACGACCUUAAUUAUGUUCCUUUGUUCUUCUUCCGGUGUGUGUGAGUGUGUGUGUUUCCGUGUUUAAUUAAUUUGAGAGCGAGGAGCUGGAUGGAGCCUUCGUUCAGAAGAGGAUGACCAAGAGGGCUCUCGAUCCUCUCGAUCGUGUACCACGCCUUGGGGUUAGUAGAGAUAUAUAUGGACUUGUAUUAACCGGCGAGGUACCACGUACUGGUAGCUUGUAGUUGCAGUUGCAGUAGACUACUAUAGCAGUUUCUACGUUGCAGACGUGUCCUAAGAGUUGUUGUUUUGUAGAUUUGCACGCUGCUCUUGUCUCUGCCCUUAGCUUGCCAAUGGGCGGACAAGCAGCUUAACGUACGACGACUACUCUGGAGACAAAUAUAUAUAUAUACUAUCAUGUGCUUUUCCUG
Messenger RNA from Zea mays, 1201 nucleotides. RefSeq lists its product as uncharacterized. The record is from RefSeq and is marked validated. Gene Ontology annotation, molecular function: protein dimerization activity. Gene Ontology annotation, biological process: regulation of growth; regulation of DNA-templated transcription. NCBI's taxonomy places the organism in Eukaryota, Viridiplantae, Streptophyta, Magnoliopsida, Poales, Poaceae.